Eleginops maclovinus (Patagonian blennie) is the source of this 2055-nucleotide messenger RNA. It is a transcript of the gene nptna, whose product is annotated as neuroplastin a. Lineage: Eukaryota; Metazoa; Chordata; Actinopteri; Perciformes; Eleginopidae. Gene Ontology annotation, molecular function: cell-cell adhesion mediator activity. Gene Ontology annotation, cellular component: plasma membrane; axon. The record is from RefSeq and is a predicted model, not a curated record. Bases 220 to 1065 code for a protein of 281 amino acids. The transcript has 8 exons. Gene Ontology annotation, biological process: homophilic cell-cell adhesion; dendrite self-avoidance; axon guidance.
AAAAAAAAGGUGGUUCCCUGACUGCACCGGGUUGACACAUAACAGAGAGCCGCACAGGUAGCUAGCAGCAGUGCCGGAGGCUCCCGCUAGUCUACCUAGCAACACUUCCCAUUACACAGCCUUGGUGUGUGGAGCCUCAGUGAAUCCAGCCCACAUCCUCAUAUCCUGCUCAGGUCACCUUUAGCACUCGCCUACCGGCAUUUUCUCCCGUCUCCGAAGAUGAUACCUGGCAAACGAAGAGCUGCAGUCAUGUCCUUCUCACUGGCGAUUAUCGGAGCCCUGAUGCUGCAGACCGUGUCUUCUCAGAACGAGCCAUCGAUCGCCGCUUCUGAACACACCUCACUUCCCGUGGAAGGCGACGCUUACAUGCUGCAGUGUAACCUGACCAGCGCUCACAGCGUCCACCAGGAGAGCUACUGGAUGAAAAACGGGGAGGAGAUCGCAGAAACACGCAGCCCCAAUAGGAACACUGAAUAUUUUCUGAAGAAACCGAGAGGAGACGCCGCAGGAGUGUACAUGUGUGUCUACACCUUCGAGACGGCUCCUCCAGCAAACGCCACCAUAGAAGUAAAAGCUGCACCUGACAUUAUAGGCCACAAGCGUAGUGAGAAUAAGAACGAGGGCCAGGUCGCUGUGCUCUACUGUAAGUCUACUGGAUAUCCUUAUCCUGUCUGGAACUGGCGCAAGUUCGACAAUGGCUUUCCUAGGGAAAUCGACAACUCAAGUGGGCGCUUCACCAUCAACAGCAGGGACAACUACACCGAGCUCCACAUCGCCAACCUGGACAUUAACUUGGAUCCAGGCGAGUACCACUGCAACGCCACCAACAUGCUCGGCAGCCGCGAUGAGAAAAUCGUGCUGAGGGUCCGCAGCCACCUGGCCCCCUUAUGGCCUCUUCUGGGGGUUUUGGCCGAGAUCAUCAUCCUGAUCGUCAUCAUCGUCGUUUAUGAGAAGCGUAAGAAGCCCGAUGAUUUACAAGAUGAUGAUGACCAUGUAGGUCCAGUGAAAACUAAUUCAACCAACAACCACAAAGACAAGAAUCUCCGCCAGAGGAAUACAAACUGAGCAGCCUGUCUGCUGAGUUUCAUUUCACAAAUGUAUUGACCAUAUGAAGGUAAACAAGAAGGGUAUUCAUACCAGUUGUUAAUGAGAUGUAUCUGCCAUUACAAGUGUGGAGAGUUCAAUGAGGCAUGCCUUAUGAUUUUAUUGUGUGAGGAUGCAAAAAUUGAAUUGUUAACCAUUAUAUGACCAUUUUUCUGCAUGCAGUUGUUGACAUUUAUGAUUUGUUUCCCCCUCCUAUCCACUAGUUUUACAUUUUUACUACUUCUAAAAUAAUGCAUGCAAGAUUGACCUUCUGUUUGAUACAGAAAUGGCUUUUUUUUUUUGCUCUUUUCUCUGAGAGUGGCUUCAUUUAGAUGAUCUGUACUGUGUGUUGUAGAGGAAAACAAAACUUGGCAAUGUAAAAGAAAAUGCCACCAUAAUCUGGUAUGACAGUUGUGUACAGUUUUAUCAUUCCACUGCAUACCGUUUUACCUGAAGAUAUCUAUUGCAUUUUAAGGGCUUCGCAAUGUCCCUCUAAAUUUUGUUGAGAGUUACUUUACUGUAUGUACUGUAUGUAUUAAAUCAAUAUAACUAUGUAUCAAAAUACCAUUAAUAUAUAAAGACUAUUCAUAUGAUAUGAUGCACUUAAAUGUUGAGGAUAAUGAAAAACUGUAUAAACAAACUUUAGGAAAUCUGUACUAAUCAUCCUAACAUUGUUUUAUAAGUAUGUGUAUUGUACAGCAUGGCUAUUAUCCUAUGCAAUUAUUAUCCAUAUCAAUAUAUAUAUAUAUAUAUAUAUAUUGAAAAAUCAUUGCAGCUUUUGAUUUCUCUGUGACAAAGCUUUAAACUAGUAGGAUCACCAUAGAGCGCUGAAGGCAAACCGCACAGCUGCAUGAGUACUUUGCAGCUGACGUAGGGGGAAGUGAAGAAAGAAACCUGCGUCAGCACCGACACAUGUGAAGAAAUCCUAAGGUCCCCAACUCAUUUUUAAGAAUAAAUAUCUCCAAAAACCAA